Amaranthus tricolor (Joseph's coat) is the source of this 2233-nucleotide messenger RNA. RefSeq names its product microtubule-associated protein 70-5. The record is from RefSeq and is a predicted model, not a curated record. Gene Ontology annotation, molecular function: microtubule binding. Gene Ontology annotation, biological process: cytoskeleton organization. NCBI's taxonomy places the organism in Eukaryota, Viridiplantae, Streptophyta, Magnoliopsida, Caryophyllales, Amaranthaceae. The transcript is spliced from 10 exons. Bases 252 to 1913 code for a protein of 553 amino acids.
GUUUUUUUUAUUAUUAUGCAAUAUGAAACUUGAUUAAGAAUGGAUUAAGAAAUUUGAAGGGGAAAGAAAAUGAUUUAUGCUAAUUGUUUCCUCACUUGGCGCUUAAUAAUGGCGUAAUAAUUCCUUAAAGGAUGGACUUCAUACCCCUAACUUCAAGGUCUCUACUAUACUAUAUAUUAAGCCCUUAAUUCCUCCGCAACAUACUUAAUUUGCAUCAUUUAAUUACCAAGUUUCGAAAAACAAAAAUAAUAAUGUUAGGGAUAAUGGAAUAUAAUAUUAAGGAAGAGAUGAACUUAAAUUAUCAGUCUCAAGCUUCUGGGCAUCUUGUAUUGGAGCUUAAUCGUUUGCAAAAUCAGCUUAAAGAGAAAGAAUCCGAGUUUGAUUCUGCUCAGAGUGAGAUCAAGGCUUUGAGAGCUACGCAAGCGCUCAAGGAAAAGGCUCUCGACGAGCUCAAAAUCAAAUACGAUAAGUUGGAUGAGAAACUGAGAGUCACUGAGAGUGUUCUGCAGCAGAAGAAUCUCGAGUUGAAGAAACUAACCGAUGAAAAGAAGGAAGCAUUGGCUGCACAAUUUGCUGCCGAAGCAGCCCUUAGAAGGCUUCACACAAACCAAAAGGAUGACGAUUUUUUCCCACUCGAAUCAGUCAUCGCUCCCCUCGAAGCUGAUAUCAAGAUGUACAAGAAUGAGAUUGCAUCUUUACAAGAGAAUAACAAAGCUUUAGAGCGUCUUACGAAGUCUAAAGAAGCGGCUCUUGUCGAGACAGAGAAGAUCUUGAGGAGUGCCCUUGAAAGAGCUUUGAUAGUAGAGGAUAUACAAAACCAAAACCUGGAGUUAAGGAGACAGAUUGAAAUCUGCCAGGAGGAGAACAGAACUCUAGAAAAGACUAAUCGUCAGAAAGUUGUCGAGGUUGAAAAACUUAGUCAGAGCAUCCGGGAGCUUGAAGAAGCGGUUUUAGCUGGUGGGGCGACUGCUAACGUUGUUCGAGAAUAUAAACGCAAGAUUUCCGAACUCAAUGAAGAGAAGAGGGUCCUGGAGAGGGAACUAGCACGAGCUCGAGUCUCAGCAAACAGAGUAGCAACUGUUAUUGCUAAUGAAUGGAAAGGCGAGAAUGAUAAGGUGAUGCCGGUAAAGCAGUGGCUGGAAGAGCGUAGGGUCAUGCAGGCGGAGAUGCAACGUUUAAGAGACAAAUUAGCUGUGACGGAAAGAACAGCUAAAGCCGAAGCACAGCUUAAGGAAAAGUUCAAGCUCAGGCUAAAGACUCUGGAAGAAGGCCUUAAGCAUGCUGUGAGCAAUGCAGGCGCGCCAAAAACCCCGAGUUCUCUUCAGGUUCUGGGUUUUGUAUCGAACAAUGCAGGAUCUAGGAAGAGAUCUUCAUCACAGCCAAGAGGAUCAGUGAUGAAUAGGGGGAGCUCACCACUUCACCAGUCGAGCAUGGAGAAAGUGAAUAGUUUGGCGAAUCAUCUUUCAAGAGAGAACAUAGGUAAGAAAAGUUUAUGGGCGUCGAAAACCAUCAGUACAGAUCGAAGCGGAAAGGAAAACUCCGAGUUGAUAGCAUAUCCAGACAUGAAUUCUGAAGUGUCGAAAGAAAUCAGUUCCGCAGCUGAAGCAGAUAUGAAAAACGGUGCAAGGAGUGAAGAUGUUGUGUCAGGGUUUUUGUACGAUCAGCUUCAAAAAGAAGUGAUCAAUUUACGCAAACGCUGCCAGGCAAAAGACGAUGUAUUGAAUGCCAAAGAGGAAGAGAAUAAGACACUCCUGAAGAAAGUCGACACACUGACAAAAGCUAUAGAUGUGGAAGCAAGAAAAGCGAAGAAAGAAACAUUAGCAAUACAGAAGGCACCAGUAUCAACAGCAAAGGAUGACAAUAAGAAAAUUUGGAGCAAAAGUUUCCUCAAACGGGUUACAAAAUCUUCAUGAGAAUGUAAUCAGUUUGAAAGCUCUAAGAAGUUAAAAUAGGGAUUUUCCUGCAUGUUUUUUUGUUUCCGGUGUGUACAUGUUUGUGAAGAAACUAUUGAGUUACGAGUCAAACAGCUAUCCUUGCAUUAACAGUCAAAUCAAUUGGAAGCUGAGACAUAUAUUUUUGUGAAUUUGAUUUUAUGUACAAUGUAAAUAAGAUAUUAUCAGAAAUACAAUGUACAAUUCGAUUUUCGCCUAUCCGAGGAAAGCUCUACAUGGUCAGAUUCUUAAGAGUAAAAUGACACAAACAUAUACAGAUGUAAUCCAGUAUAAGUUUUGUG